Messenger RNA from Lactuca virosa, 1062 nucleotides. NCBI's taxonomy places the organism in Eukaryota, Viridiplantae, Streptophyta, Magnoliopsida, Asterales, Asteraceae. The record is from the annotation of a GenBank genome assembly.
UUGAAAUCAUGGAUUCUAACGACAUCAUCGCACCUUUCAUCCUCAAAACCUAUCAGAUGGUAAACGACCCUUCACUCGAUGGCUUCAUACGCUGGGGAAUCGCCAAUAACAGCUUCAUCGUCGUCGAACCCCUCGGUUUCUCCCAACGUCUCUUGCCUGCUUACUUCAAACACAAUAAUUUCUCCAGCUUUGUUCGUCAAUUAAACACUUAUGGUUUCAGAAAAGUGGAUCCUGAUAAAUGGGAGUUUGCGAACGAGUGGUUUUUGAGAGGACAGACGCAGUUACUGAAGAAUAUAGAGAGAAAAAAGCAGAUUCAUAAUAGAAACUUUAUGCGAGGAGAGGAAGAUGAAGAAGAUGAGAUGGCGAUGGAGAUUGCGAGGUUAAAGCAGGAGCAAAAGGCUCUAGAACAGGAGUUAGUCGGGAUGAACAAGAGGCUUCAAGCGACGGAGCGGCGGCCGGAGCAAAUGAUGGCGUUAUUGCAUAAAGUAGCGGAAGAUCCCGAGAUCUUGCCACGUAUGAUGCUUGAAAAGGAUCAACGAUCGAAACGGUUGUUGAAAAAAAAGCGACAACGGAGUUUGAUUCCUCCUCCUCCGCCGCCGUCUUCGUCGAGGGUGAAGUUCAAGGAGGAAGAGUGUCAAAUAAUCGAAGGAUGGACCACUUCGUCACCGGAGGCUUAUUAUGGUAAUGAACCGUUUUGGCAGUCAUCUUCAUCGCCGGAUACACCGUCCAUGGCAUGGCCAAAGUCCAAGGUCGGUAGCGGUGGCGGCGGCGCUGCUGUUAACAUGGAAUACGCACCGGUGAACGGCAUUAACAGGUAUGUAAAUUUUACAGAUGGAACCGGCGGUGGGUAUGAUAUAAAUUACUCCGGAGGUCCUUCGCCGGAGCCGGACGUUAGGCCCUCGCCGGCUUAUCCAUUUUCACUGUUGGGUGGCGGUUUUUAGCUACAGUUUAAUUAGUUACUGUUAUUAUAAAUAUUAGAUGAUUAGAUGAUUGUAAUUUCUUCCCUAUUUUGUACUUUUAUAUAAAAUUAUUGAGAAUCAAAUCUCGAUUCUUAUUAUAUUC